Lobosporangium transversale is the source of this 1825-nucleotide messenger RNA. RefSeq lists its product as hypothetical. Gene Ontology annotation, cellular component: cytosol; nucleus. The record is from RefSeq and is a predicted model, not a curated record. Gene Ontology annotation, molecular function: cysteine-type endopeptidase activity; cysteine-type deubiquitinase activity. NCBI's taxonomy places the organism in Eukaryota, Fungi, Mortierellomycota, Mortierellomycetes, Mortierellales, Mortierellaceae. Bases 191 to 1768 code for a protein of 525 amino acids. Gene Ontology annotation, biological process: protein deubiquitination. The transcript is spliced from 4 exons.
GCACAGGCACCCAACGGUAAAACGGCUCAUUAGGAUGGUGAACACUGUCAAAUCAAAGGCUGCACAUGUCCUGACAAGUCAGCAGCAGGUAUUGCUUUUAUACACCAUCAAAUACUUCGAUAGCUUCCAGUGCAUUUUAAAACUUGACCAGUCACUCGUUGGAAAUUAACCUGAAAAGAGCAUUGAUUAUAUGACAAAGGAUGCGCAAGAGCUAUUUCAAAUAUUAUCGUCUCAGCUAUCCGAAGAAAGAGAAAAGCUAGAUCACUUGGGAACCCUUUCUUUAUUCGAUCAGACAGCCAUGAGCGAUAUUUUGAAUCCACCUUCGUCACCGCCUUUAGGGGCGAGGCACAAACGCUCCUUAUCUGUCAUAUCGUCAUCACUUUCCUUGUCUCAAUUAAAGCCUCUGGCAAAUGAAUUAAAUGGGGAGUCUGCGCCUUCGUCAGAAGGCGAAGGUAUAGAUAACAGGAGCAACGAGACUAAAGAUAAAGAGGAGCCUCUUGCCAUGAUAGCUAGUUUACUAUUGGAUGGGAGAGAACAAGAGAAGUUUAAUCGAGCCAAGAGUCCAUUCAUGGGUCUACUUGCAAGCAGGGUCUCGUGUGUCGAAUGCGGUUAUACAGCAGCAAUUCGGCACUCGACCUUUGAUAAUCUGUCAUUGACAGUUCCUCUUCAGUACUCGUGUAGCCUUGAUGAUUGCUUAAAUGCAUUCAUUCACCUGGAUACAAUCACGGAUUUCAACUGCCGGAAAUGCAGUAUACUAGCAGCAAGCAGGGAUCUGCAACGAAAGAUUGAGCAAAAGAAGCGAACAUUAGCAGAGAGUCAGGAACAACGAAACAGACAAAGAAAAGAAGAAACGAAUGAAAAGAAUUUGGCCGAUGAUCAUGACCAAAGUGUGAAAGAGGUUAUGGAUGAAUCCUCUUAUUCAGAGCCACAAUCUGAACUUGGCAUGGAUCGUCAACCUCUUGCCACGAAGGAGCCUGAGGAACGACAAAAUCAGUCCGAAAUUAGCCUUGAGGAGCUGGAGCAAUGGAAAAAAAAACUUGACCAAUGCCUUGCCAACAAUAUUGAGAUGGAUUUGUCACCCUUAGAGUUGGCCGCCGUACGUUCCAAAAAUACGACAAAGCACUCUAUGAUUGCAAAGCCGCCUCAGGCGCUGUGUCUGCAUCUGAACCGAUCUAUGUUUACAGCGUCAGGCCAAUUGGCCAAGAACCCAUGCAAGGUCAUUUUUGGAGAACGCCUUGACUUCACUAGAUUUACAACCUCAGGAUAUCUCACUACUGUUGCAACUAAGAGCAUGUCGAGGCGAGGUUCAAAUUCAAGCAUUUCCAUCAACCAUGGACAGUUUAAUAAUGGAUCAAAUGGAUAUAUGGCUGACAUGAGCCUCGGACUUGCCUCAGGAACAAGUGCUAGACCGGGAAUAUUUGCAAGGCGAGGAAGUAUAGGGCUCUAUUCUUUAUCUUCAUCAACAUCAUCAUGCAAUGAGUACGAUAGUCCAGAAACCAAGUUAAAUGGUCAGAGACAAGGGAGUUGGGACAAAGACAUGGAUGCCAGCGUUGAUGACAGUGUGAUAUAUUGUCUCUGGGCAGUGAUUGUUCACAUGGGAAGCCAUAACUCGGGUCACUUUGUCACAUAUCGGCGGAUUCCAUCUUUAACAAAGACUAAAUCUUUAAGUAAAUGGUGGAGGAUCUCGGACGAAGAUGUGCAGAUAGUCGAUUGGUCAACUGUCAAGACUGUAGAAGCAUACAUGCUCUUUUUUGAAAAGGAACCCUAAAUAUAUAUAUACAUAUAUGAAUCGUAGAAUGUAUAGUCAACCGUGCAAUAUGUUUGG